Molecule: messenger RNA, 4896 nt
Organism: Cyprinodon variegatus (sheepshead minnow)
Lineage: Eukaryota; Metazoa; Chordata; Actinopteri; Cyprinodontiformes; Cyprinodontidae
Gene: ptpro
Product: protein tyrosine phosphatase, receptor type O
Exons: 25
Biological process (GO): podocyte differentiation; axon guidance; peptidyl-tyrosine dephosphorylation involved in inactivation of protein kinase activity
Cellular component (GO): plasma membrane; GABA-ergic synapse; glutamatergic synapse
Molecular function (GO): cadherin binding; Wnt-protein binding; protein tyrosine phosphatase activity
Source: RefSeq, a predicted model, not a curated record
GUUUUGUCAGCGUUCCAGGUUUCCACGAACCAGGAAGGAUUGAUCGUGGCCACACUUGAGCCUGAGGACCUUCAGGAGAACAUCACAGCUUACGCGGUACAGAUCUCAGGAGAACCUCGCCUGGUCUUGGUUCCUUUCGUCAACACCAGUGAGCCUUUGCUGUUCAACGCUUCGUUCCAUGGCCUCUGCUACACAGUGGGGCUGGUGGUCAAACUGGGACAGAGCUGGUCCAGGCCCACAAAGAGUGUUUCGAUUGCCUCAGAACCACUUCCUGUCCGCGCUGCUUACAUAUCGGACUACAAGGAGGCGCCAGAGACUGGCGUGGUGUUCGACAUCGACCCGCCGAUCAGAACGGUCUUCAGCCGAGUGAACAUCAGCUACACUGAAGGACAGGAACGUCGCUACAUGCUCUAUAAAGAUUUCUACAAAGGGAAGACGGUGUUCAAACACUGGUUACCGGGAAUGUGUUACCGGAACAUCACCUUCCAGCUCAUCUCUGAGGCCACCGUGUUCCAGACAGCGCUGGUCACCCACAGCGACAUCACUCACACACCACUGCAUCACCGCACAGUGCCCAAUCCCCCCCUCAACAUCUCCCAUAGGAUCAUCGCCCUGAGCCAGAGGACCUCAGGUCAGGUUGGUCACAUGGACAGAGGCCAGAGGUCCUCUCGCCAGGCCCGGGACGUCCCGCUUCUGGAGGAGCACCAGGAACUGCUUUUGGAGGAAGAGGAAACAACAUCUCAAGUUCCUACCAACACAACUCAAAACCUGGGAGAAAGUGAGCCUGUCAACGUAAACGCGAACCUGACAGAGGAGGCGGAGUCUCCGAGUUACUGGCUCGACCCAACGGAGAUAUCACCAGCUGACAGGGAUGAGGAAUUCGUUAACGCGGUGGUGUCUGAGUACGAGGACUCCAACGAGCCAGGGUCAGCCAUGGCGGUCCCUGUCGAGGUCCCCGUUCUGCCCACCAAGUUGCCUCCCAUCUUGCUCGAGCUACGCUGGCUUCCUCCCAGACCUCCAACCUCCUUUGAUGGCUUCUUCAUCUACAUCUACAAAGAUGGGAACUCCACAGAGACGGCGUCUGUGGACGAGAACACGCAUGAGUUCUUCACCGAGCUGACGGAACCAGGAACGUACCGAGUGCAGGUCACCACGCUGAGUAAUUCUGGAGACUGUGAGGCUCGGGAGAGCAGCGCCGACACCGGCUUCACCUUCUACCUCAGUCCCAGCGGCGAGCUGCUGGAGGAGCUGCAGGAACGUCCUCAGGGUGUCAGCGUCAGACUGCUGGACUCCAGCACCGCCGCCGUCUCCUGGUCUCCAUCCUCUGAGAACCAUAAUGGCAGCCUGGUGUCAGUGGUUUCAACCACCUGCCUGAAACCCAGCCUCAGCCAGAGGAUGGAGAAUGCCUACUGCAGCGAGGAAAACACAACUAGUGACAUCAUCAGCAACCUGACACCUGGUGCUCAGUACAGAGUGGUCGUUUAUCACACCAACGGUCCUCUGAUCAGUCCUCCAUCCGAACCCGUCAUCAUCGACAUCGAGCCCACAGGUGUACGAGAGCUGACCGUUUAUCCUUUGAGUCCAACAGCCGUGAUCCUCAGCUGGCAGCGCCCAUACCAUGUGGCCUUCAGAAAGUACAUCCUGCAGACCUUCUUUUUUAAUCCUGUCACACUGGCAUCUGAGUGGACAACGUACUACGAGAUUGCUGCCACUGCUUCUGUGAUCGCCACCGUGAGGGUCACUGACCUGCUGCCUGCCUGGUAUUAUAACUUCAGAGUCUCCAUGGUAACAUGGGGGGAUCCUCCGCUCACCUGCUGCGAUGGCUCAACAGUCAACUUUGUGACAGCUCCUGAAGCUCCUCACAUCUCCUCAGUGGAUUACCAUCAGGGGGUUCUGUUCGUCCGCUGGACGUACGGCGAGCUCUUCAUCGACCUGUCUCACUCCAGGAUGCUGCACUGGCAGGUGGUGGCUGUGGGAAAGAAGGGACCUGAGAAGAUCUACUCGGUGGAUGUGACCCGUAACGCCAUGCGGGCCAGCCUCCCGCUGCCUCCAGGAGACAUCUACAACCUGACGGUGACGGCGUGCACAGAGCGGAGCAGGAACACGUCUGUUCCUAACAUCAUCAAGCUGGAGCCGGCUCCUCCCCGCUCGCUGUUCGCCGUCAACACCACACACUCGUCUGUGACUCUGCUGUGGACCGAGGAGGGGGUGGUGGACUACUACCAGGUUCUCUGCAGACCCAACGGCCCUGGCAAGGAGUUGAAGGCCACCGAGCCGAUCACGUCCACCUCUCACGUCCUGACGGUCUCUGGUCUGGUUCCGUCGUCCAGCUACAACUGCACCGUGACCAGCUUCAGCUACAGCACGCCGAGUCGCCCGGCUCGGAUCACCGUCAGCACUGCGGCCAAAGAGAUGAACCCGAGCAUGGCGGCCAUUUCGGCUCUGGCCAUCCUCAGUAUCCUCCUCAUCAGCCUGCUGGUUCUCUUCCUGUUGGUCCUCCGCAAGAAGCACCUGCAGAUGACCAGAGACUGCGGCGCUGAAACCUUCGUUAACUUUGCCUCGUUUGAGCGAGAUGGGAAGCUUCCCUACAACUGGCGAAGAAGCCUCUUUGCCUUCCUUACCCUCCUGCCAUCCUGCCUUUGGACUGACUAUCUUUUGGCUUUUUAUAUUAAUCCGUGGAGCAAGACGGCUUUAAAGAAACGGAAGCUAACAAGCCCUGUGCAGCUGGACGACUUUGAGGCCUUCUACAAGGACAUGAGCAAGGACUCGGCCUACAAGUUCUCUCUGCAGUUUGAGGAGCUGAAGAGCGUCGGCCUGGACGUGUCCCACGACGCUGCAGACCUGCCCAUCAACCGGCCCAAGAACCGAUACACCAACAUCCUGCCCUAUGACUUCAGCCGAGUGAAGCUGAUCUCCAUGCACAACGACGAAGGGGCCGACUACAUCAACGCCAACUACAUCCCAGUGAGUAUCCGUUCAGAACCAGAACCCCCACAGCCUCGCGUUCAUAAGGAGAAGGUCAUUAAUAGCAGAUUGAUCUUUUUUCUGUCGUGUUUCCAGGUGAAAUGCGAUCAUUACUGGCCGUUCACAGACGAGCCGGUGAUGUACGGCGACAUCAGCGUGGAGAUGCUUUCUGAGGAAGGCUCUCCGGAGUGGAUCAUCCGGAAGUUUCGACUCGGAUACGCGGACGAGACUCUGGACGUCCUCCAUCUGAACUACACCUCGUGGCCGGAUCACGGCGUUCCCACCGUCAACGCCAUCGAGAGCAUCCUGCAGUUUGUGCACAUCGUACGGCAGCAGGCUAACAGGACCAAAGAUCCAAUCGUCGUCCAUUGCAGCGCCGGCGUCGGCAGAACCGGGACCUUCAUCGCUCUGGAUCGCCUCAUGCAGCACAUCCGAGAGCACGAGUUCGUGGACAUCCUGGGCAUGGUGUCGGAGAUGAGAUCCCAUCGACUCUCCAUGGUCCAGACUGAGGAGCAGUACGUCUUCAUCCACCAGUGCGUCCUCCUGAUGUGGCAGAAGAAGAAACAGCAGUCCAUCACCUCUGAUGUCAUUUACGAAAACGCCAGCAAGACAUAAUGAGACGCCUCCAGACGCUGUGAACUCUCCAGCACCGGCUGUGCUUCAGGCAUCCAUUCUCUGUAGAAGUCGACCCGCUUCAUCAUCAGAAUCAGCAACAGGACAGAGAAAACUUUUCAUUUGAGUUGAUGGAGUUCUGCCUUAAGGAGCUUUCACUGACUGACCUUCGAUGUUGGACUGAAAACCCAUCCAGGCUGUUCUGCAGCUUCCACCAAACUCCUCUGUGGGUUUCAGGCCGGCGAGUUUUUCCAUUAAAUCUAGUUUUUUUUUUCCGUUUUUUUUUUAUCUCAGGAUUUGCUGGAAAAACAGCGAGCACACUGGCCUCUUUUCUUUGGUCCGGUUUUGGUUCUGCUUCACUCACUGUUGGCAGAGAGCAGCUCAUAGGACGUAGAUGAUGUUGAUUGUACACUGCCGUUAGAACUGAUCCCAGAACCGACUGCCAGGCUCAACAGAACCGACCCGAACCAAGCAGUGAACCAGCAGGAGAACUCAUUAGAUCAAACCCAGCCCAGAGAUCUGGGCCAGAACCCCCAACAAAGGAUCAGCUGUCUGGAUGUUUGCUGGGAACUGGAAGGUACCGGUUGGUUUCAGACAGUUCAGACGGAACGCUGCGGUUUAAAUUUGGUCUUGGAGCGGCUGCUGGGAAGGACCGACACCGGACCGGACGGCGAGACGCCGAACCAGAUGGACAUCAGGGAGGAGGAACGUCUGAAGAUCAGCUGCUGAAACAACAAACAUCCAGAACCACAGAUCAGUCCAUUUCAUCGGAAGCGGCGCCGAAGCAAAAGCUGAAAGGGACGAAGGUUUGAUGAGGAGCUGCUGUCGUUUAACAGACUGAAGGUUCAGUCCGGAUCCUGCUGCUACUUAUUUACCCGAACGGAACCGUCUGCCGGGUUUUCCACAUCCUGGUUACAUGAAUUAAAUCCCAGCACCAAUUAACCUUUCCCUCUUUUAGUUCCACUUACCUGAUUCAAAUCUCCAAAAGUCAUUUAACCUGAAAAAAAAGUCCAACUCAGUGAUCGGCUGUUAGCUAACCACACUUUCUUCAACCUUUUUUUUUUAGGAAUUAGACCUGAAAACCUGUUUGCUCUUUACCACCUUAAGAUUCCUGAUUUAAGGUGGUCCAGAGGAAAACUUUAUGAACAUUUGAGGGAUCAGGAAACGUCUUCAAUCCAAAAUCUCGAGCUGCUGUUCUCAUCCUGAACUCUAGAUGGCAGUAAAGGAUUUAAAUUUGGCUGCAUUCAUCACUGAAAUGUUUGUCUUAUAAAUUUGCAAAACAAAUCAGAAAAAUAUAUAUUUUUAAAUUCAUGGUAUAAA